UUGUCAAAUCGUGAUUUCCACAGCGUUAUGGCGACGUGAAUCUGGAUUUGUCAGACAUGUAUCACGGAGGCUGCAUUUUUUUUUAUUGUGGACUAUAAUAAGAUGUCGCUGAAAAAACAAAGACUGCAUAUGAACAGUUCGGGGUAAAUACCUUUUUCUUUUUGACUGAAAGAUGGGAAAUAGAGACGUUUGGAGGCUGUUUUCUGUGUGGACUAAUUGCACCACCAGCCAAUAUACAUGCCAAGACCAUUCAUUUAUGGGAUGCGCGAUAUUUUCUUCCUCCUCUCCAACGUUUGUGGGUGGGUUAUUAUAAGCAUUGAAAAUCUGACAUCAUUUGGAUAUAUGUGAACACAACAAGGUAUGUUGUUUUUUCUAAAUCGCGUCAGUUUCUAAGCCUUCUGGAAAUCCACCUUCGACGUGAUGCAACAUAGAAAGCUGUUUUCUCGGAUGAUAUUCAGACACAAAUGAACACAUCCCUGUGACUGAGAAAGGGUGGCGGUGCUGGAUGUUUUUCUGUGGCACAGUCCUCACCCCGGAUUGUCUGAUCAGCUGUUGAUUUUAUUUUAGUAUUAUCUUUAUUAUAAGAUUAUGUUGCUCGAUUCGCGAUGGAUUUAUGCAUAACAGGUGUUGUUUGAGAGCACAGCAGGAGCAUGAGGCUUUAUUAUGUGCUUUUCUCUCGAUUUAACAAGCAGUGAAACAAAGCGACUGGGAUCCUUUUUCAGUUUUUUUGCCUUGAGAGAAGAGCCGAUCCAAAAAAGAUGAGGGGAUGAAAGGUGGCGAGGUUGUGGACAAAGAGGAAAAAAGAUGAGUCUGUCAUGUAGAAAAGAUCCUCACGGCCUCUCCUUGUAGAGACGAGGGAGCCGUGUGGAGAGGGGGUUUGUAGCGUUUAUACAAAUACAAAAAAGGGCCCCCCGAACAAGGAAGGUGAAACAAUGGCUAACCAGAGCUUCGCCAUCGAUGGACCGGGAAGUUUGCUGGCGGUUCUGGCUUCUCAGAGCGGCAUGUCGAGGGGAGGAAGCAGCAGCAGUGGUGGAGGCAGCACUGGAGGAAUCUCUGCCACAGAUGUGUCCGCCUACUUUAAGCUGGUCUUCUUGGGUCUGAUCAUCUGUGUCAGCCUGGUGGGGAACCUCCUGGUCUCACUGCUCGUGCUGAGAGACCGGACCCUUCACAAGGCGCCCUACUUCUUCCUGCUGGACCUGUGCCUGGCCGACGCCAUCCGCUCGGCCGCCUGCUUCCCAUUCGUGCUCGUGUCCGUGCACAGCAGCUCGGCCUGGACCUACAGCGCCUUGAGUUGUAAGGUCGUGGCGUUCAUGGCGGUGCUGUUUUGUUUUCACGCUGCCUUCAUGCUGUUUUGUGUCGCCGUCACACGCUACCUUGCCAUCGCCCACCACCGAUUCUACGCCAAGCGAAUGACCAUCUGGACGUGCGCCGCCAUCAUCUGCAUGGUGUGGACUCUGGCCGUGGCCAUGGCGUUCCCGCCGGUGUUCGACGUGGGGACGUACAAGUUCAUCCGCGACGAGGACCAGUGCAUCUUCGAACACCGCUACCUGAAGACCAACGACACCCUGGGCUUCAUGCUCAUGCUGGCCGUCGUGGUGCUGGCGACCCACGGCUUCUACGCCAAGCUGCUGCUGUUUGAGUACCGGCACCGCAAGAUGAAACCGGUCCAACUGGUGCCAGCCAUCAGCCAGAACUGGACCUUCCACGGUCCCGGGGCAACAGGGCAAGCCGCGGCCAACUGGAUCGCAGGGUUCGGUCGCGGGCCCAUGCCUCCGACUCUGCUGGGCAUCCGUCAGAAUCUACACAAUCAGCACCGGCGGCUGCUGGGGAUGGAGGAGGUUCGGUCGGAGAGGAGACUGGGCAGGAUGUUCUACACCAUCACCCUGCUCUUCCUGGUCCUCUGGGCGCCCUACAUCGUGGCCUGCUUCUGGAGGGUGUUUGUGAAGUCCUGCACCAUCCCCCAGCGGUACCUCUCCAUCACGGUGUGGAUGAGCUUCGCCCAGGCCGGAGUCAACCCCAUCUUCUGCCUCCUGCUCAACGAGGACCUGAGGAAAGUGCUGAGGGCUCACCUGCCCACCUACUGGAGGACUAAACAACACCUGCCCCAGGACGAGGCCUACUGCAUCAUGUGAUCCGAUUCACACAAGAGAAUGUUUCAGGUUUUUCAAAAAAGCGAGGAUUUGAAGUGAUGUAACGCACCUUGGCUAAGUGUCUGUUUUGCACAACGAAACCCGAUUUUUGCCAACGAUUGCAGGCACGUUAUUAAGAAUGUUUGAAUAAAUGGUGCAGAGGUUUUACUUUAGGGGGGCGAUAAUGACAAAGCCCUUCUUCAGUUUCUGAUGAUUUACUGUUUGAUUAAUCAGUAGGAAAAGAUCACAACUAUCACCGCUCCAACUAAGUGUGACAGAUGCCAUUUUAAAAUAAUGUUGCCUUAUUUCAGUGGGACACGCCCCAGAGCUUUCAUGAGUUUGUGUCACACGAGGCUCAAAACAGACACACACAGGGAUGAAAAAUCCUUCAAUAAAAUGUGCUGCAGACUUUUGAAUAGAAAGUGUUGAUCAGAGCGUUACUAACUCUGAAACACAUCAAGGAACUCAAAGGGGUCUGAACGGAUGAAUAGACCACCCCGGACGCCUUUUCAUGUAAUUCAGAGGAGACUGCAGAAUAUCGAAUGGACCCAAUAACCUUGGAUACAUUUAAAUAGCUCUCGUGAACCCGAAGAGCCCCUAACAUGCUUGAUUUUUUUGGACUUGAUUUAGGGCGUGUCAGGUUUUCUUUGUAUCAUAAAAAAAAAAAUUGCCUGUUUUUCCUUUUAUUUGUAAACUAUACAUGUUAAGCAGAUGACACUAUUUUGAAAUAUGACUUGAUUUCAUAUUGUACAGACUGUACGGGAAUGUCUAUUCCUGCUUGUGUGUUUUUAUAUAGCAUUUGUGUGUAUG
Messenger RNA from Trematomus bernacchii (emerald rockcod), 2939 nucleotides. RefSeq names its product probable G-protein coupled receptor 173. Gene Ontology annotation, cellular component: plasma membrane. Lineage: Eukaryota; Metazoa; Chordata; Actinopteri; Perciformes; Nototheniidae. Gene Ontology annotation, molecular function: G protein-coupled receptor activity. The record is from RefSeq and is a predicted model, not a curated record. Gene Ontology annotation, biological process: G protein-coupled receptor signaling pathway.